Messenger RNA from Hippocampus comes (tiger tail seahorse), 1780 nucleotides. It is a transcript of the gene cpm, whose product is annotated as carboxypeptidase M. Bases 402 to 1736 code for a protein of 444 amino acids. Gene Ontology annotation, molecular function: metallocarboxypeptidase activity; zinc ion binding. The transcript is spliced from 10 exons. The record is from RefSeq and is a predicted model, not a curated record. Gene Ontology annotation, biological process: protein processing; peptide metabolic process. Lineage: Eukaryota; Metazoa; Chordata; Actinopteri; Syngnathiformes; Syngnathidae.
CACAACCGGGACAAUCACGACACGCUGGGGCGAGAGCCCCGUCGUCGUCGCCCCAGUCAAGCCGUCCGACAUUUGAUUUGCUCUCCUAAAAUGGCUGAAGAAACGAUGAGGAGCGAAUGGGUCCUUGACGCAAGAGCCGCCACUUGUAGCGCCCGCAGCUGCCUGCGGGCGGCGCCCCAGCACCGCCGGGCGGCCGUGACUCUGCCGUGGGCGGUGAGCGCGCGCUUGCGUCAUUGAGCGGUUUGUUCGCGGGGGGCGGGGAAGGGGGCGCGGUCUUCUAAGCUCCCCCCACCCCACGCCGUCAGUCCUCCCGCGCGGGCCGAGCCGCGGCACAGAAGGAGCGCUCCCCCGGCCGGGCUCGCGUGGACGUCGACGGGCUGACGCGGUGCGCGCGCGCAGGGAUGCGGGACCUCGGCGUCUUCCUCCUCGCGCUGUUCCCCGCCGCCAUGAUGCUGGACUUUCGUUACCACAGCAACCGCGAGAUGGAGAGUUACCUCCUGCGGGUCAACGCCUCCAACCCGGACAUUGCGCACCUGUACAGCAUCGGGCGCUCCGUCGCAGGUCAACGGCUGUGGGUCUUGGCUUUGGGUCUGAGCCCCCAUCGUCACGCGCUUGGCGUCCCCGAGUUCAAGUACGUGGCCAACAUGCACGGAAACGAGGUUCUGGGCCGCGAGCUGCUUCUGCAGCUCAUUGACGACCUGGUGCAAGGUUACCGUGGCAAUGAGAGCUGGGCCACGCGGAUCCUGAACAGCACGCGUGUCCACUUCCUGCCCACCAUGAACCCUGACGGCUUCGACCAGGCUGACACCAACUGCUACCUCAGCCAAGGAAGGUUCAACCGUAACGGCGUGGACCUGAACAGGAACUUCCCCGAUGCCUUCGCCGGCCCGUGGGGGCAGCGUGACCUCGAGGAUGCCGGCAGAGAGGCCGAGGUCCGGGCCGUGAUGGGCUGGUUGAAGACGGAGACGUUCGUCCUGUCGGCCAACCUGCACGGCGGCGCCCUGGUGGCCAGCUACGCUUACGACAACAGCAACGGCGGCGGCGAGCUGGUGGGGCGGGCCAGCUUGACGCCCGACGACGACGUCUUUGUGCACUUGGCCAAGGUGUACUCGCACAACCACGCCAGCAUGCGCCAGGGGGGGCGCUGUGGAGACCAGGCACCCUUCCGGGAAGGCAUCACCAACGGCUACCAGUGGUACCCGCUCGCAGGCGGCAUGCAGGACUACAACUACGUGUGGGCCGGCUGCCUGGAAGUCACGCUGGAGGUGUCGUGCUGCAAGUUCCCCCCGGCCGGGCAACUUCCUGCCCUGUGGGCGGACAACAGGAAGAGCCUGCUGGCCUUCAUCCGCCAAGCCCACUUGGGGGUCAAAGGGCGUGUGCUGGAUUGCUCGGGAGCGGCGCUGCACAACGCCGUGGUCGAGGUGAGCGGUCGCCGCAACGUGCGUCCCUUCGCCACGGACAAACAUGGAGAAUACUACAGGUUGCUGCUGCCGGGCAACUACACCUUCACUGUGACGUAUCCCGGCUACGAGGUGCUGACGGAGACUUUUUUCGUCCCUUACGGUCCGGAACGAAACUCUGCCCUGACGCACGACUUCCUGUUGCGUCGUGUCACCGUGGCAACGGCCGACGCCGCGCCUUCAUCCGCGCGCUCUCUGUUGUCACCCGCCGUGACAUCGGCGUGGAUGCUGGCAGCCCUCGGGAUGGCGCUGGCGUUCCAGGGCCUGAUCAGCUGAUACGCGAGGUGCGACACAAAAACUACUUGAAGUCUGAAAAACUC